UGAAACAAUGGCCGCUUUACCGUCUACUUCCUUUUUGUCAUCCUCAGACAUGUCAUCGGUUUUUUCAGACUCUAAUCGCCAUCGAAAUGAUCGCCGUCGCUACAGUAGAAGCGACCGAGACAUCGACUCACUCAAGAUGACAGAAGAAGAGCCAACUCCAGCUUGAGACACUAACGCCGUAGACGCAUGCAUAUUUCUGAUUCUACUCACUCCGAUCUGAUCCCUCCAGUCCGUGGAUUAAACAUGAUAUCAACUAUCUCAUACCAGAAAAUAUCUUUGAAGAGAAAGUAAAGAAGAAGAUGAAGAGAUUGGCUGCUUUGAUAGCCAGCGCCGGAUGUGCUUUUAUGGGUUUAUGUGAUUUUGUGUUGAGCAGAGAAUAUGAGUAGGAGUUUAUAUAGGGUGAAAAACUGAGGGAGUCGGAGCCGCUUCCAUGUCUUACAAUCGAUACAUUCUUCUUGGGAAAGUGAUGGCCUUUUGGUAGAGUGGAGGAUUAGGGUUACGGGAAGGAGGUAGUAGGAGAAUUAAGGUUGGGCCGGAAUGGGGUAAGGUUGGGCCGGAACUUCAAAUUGGUUUGAGAUCCAGCCCGUAGUGACAUGGCAAAAUGAUUGGUGGAAAAUAUUUCUGCCCAUGUAGCACCUUUUAGAAGCUCUUAAAAUAGUCCAUUUUAUAUAGUAGUGAUAGAUAGAUAUCUUUUGAUAAAAAAAAAAGUAUAAUUGAUAUCUCACAUUAUACCCAUGCCUGAAGUUAACACUAACGGCUCCAUAAUGGGCCUGGGCCUCCGAAACUAAUCCACUUUUUACCGGGAUUAUUACUACAUUUAACAUACUCGAAACACCCGCCAACUAAAAUUCGAAACUUACCUCACUUUUUCUCUCUUCCACUUUUUUCCUUCCUUAAAUCCCUUUUACGACAUGCUUCACUAAAAAGUCUACAAAAGACACAUUAUAAAUAUACACAAUAAUAUACAUCUCCCAUCUCUUUGUUUAAACCAAUACAUUAUAUUUUUCUCCUUUCUCCUGCAGAUAUUUUGAAAAUUCAAACUCACACCAAGAAAUGGGUUGUUGCAUCAGCAAAUUCUCUCCUAAAACAGAAGAUUUCAAGCAAGUAGAAGAGCCUCAAGAGAAGUACUGUUACGCUCCAGAGAAGCUGUCCAUGUCUCGUUGCCCAAGUCGAGUUUCUCCGCUUCUUGUUCCGGACAAGAACCGGUUUAACCACAUCCCUGUCCCGGAUAAGUUUAUCCACAUCUCGGAUAAACUUCCUCCUCCUUCUCCUCAUGUAAAGCUGUCAUCUCUCUCUCCAAACGUCCAGCCUUCCACCACAAGCAACUCUUCUCUGACCUCAUCAAGCUCGUCACUUUCGACGGCCUCUUCAAUCUCUGUGUCAAAGGAAAGAUCUUUCUCUAACGACUUCUUGCGUGCUUGCUACCAAGAGAAUUCACACGUUGCUCGGAUCAGUUCCCUACGAGAAUCUUCUCUUUCUCUGAAAAACGGGCAUCCUAACCGGUGUAAUUCCCCGGUUAAGCCAAACCGGUAUUCAACAACACCAAACAGAGCUAAUGCAACCCCGGAAAGAGGAACAUAUGGUUCUAAGAGAACCCGAGAGCCAUCUCCUAACCACCGUGCGUUGACGCGACAAAAGAGCUUUCGUAAAGAUCAAGAAAGUGUUAUCAUGUCUUCAUCAAGUUCUUCUUUAACCAAGGGGAAGUUCUUGAAGUCACCAUCUCCAAGCAGGAGAUUUGAAGGUAGUUUCUUGAAAUCGCCAUCUCCUAGCAGGAGAUUUGGUGUGAGGGAGGGAGACUUUAAGGUAACUUCACUUUCUACUAGUUUAAGGAAAGAUAGCUUAGAUCUUUCUCGUUACAAGACUUUUCCUAAGAACAACAGAUCAGAGGCUCGGAUUCAUCGUAUAAGUUCUAAGAUCAACACAACCACUAUCAGAGAAGUAGUUGAAAGCGACAAGGAACCGGUUGUUCCAAUGCUUGAAGAGAUCGGCAACCCGUUGAUUGAUUUGGAUUGCUUCAUCUUUCUGUAAGGAUUCAAUUUAUGUUUUUUUUUUUUUUUUUUGAAGAUGUGUUUGUGUGCACAGUACAGAUAGGUUCUGUAUUUGUUUGAGAUAACUCUGUUUUUUUUUUAACUUCAGGUUUGUGAUGAUCAACUAGAUCAAAAAGUCUAAUACAGUACUUUUGUUUUGAAUUUUACUUCUUUUUGUAUGCAUUUGAAAUAGUCUGGACUGGAUCCAGCUGAAGGAGCUUAUUAUUGUAAUGCCCUUUUUUAA
Molecule: messenger RNA, 2271 nt
Organism: Brassica napus (rape)
Lineage: Eukaryota; Viridiplantae; Streptophyta; Magnoliopsida; Brassicales; Brassicaceae
Exons: 1
Coding region: 1054-2028 (324 amino acids)
Source: RefSeq, a predicted model, not a curated record